GCGUAGCCUUGCUGAGGUAUUUGUGCUGCAUCGCAUGCACCGAAAAGGUACGAGGGUUUCCCUAUCUUUCUUUCAGUUACUGACAUCUUCGAACAGAGGACGUCCUGGUCCAAGGGUAACGACGCAUGUCGUACUCCCUUGCCAGGAGCGCGCCGCCCCCAAUUGCCUCGGCAUGCCCACCGACCUCCCUCAAGCGCGAGAUGCUUGGGGGUGUCUGGUGAGCGAUUCGAUAAAGGUGGGUUACUGAACUGCCAACAAGCUUACGACAUGACCUGCUUGUCGUAUUGUUGACAGGUGUGGAGUGGUUGGAAGCUUGGAGUUGACGGUAGGAGGUGGUCUGUGCGGAGUGGAUAAGUCAAGUCAGCCCUACAUGCCACCCAACCCUCCUUUCUUUACAAGAACACAGUCUGACCUUCAAAGUGGACUACUCAGUGG
This is a messenger RNA of Aspergillus alliaceus, 435 nucleotides long. RefSeq lists its product as uncharacterized. Bases 35 to 247 code for a protein of 70 amino acids. The transcript has a single exon. The record is from RefSeq and is a predicted model, not a curated record. Lineage: Eukaryota; Fungi; Ascomycota; Eurotiomycetes; Eurotiales; Aspergillaceae.